AAGCCUGCCAUCAAUGAUCACUGCCACAAAUACGAUCACGUGCAGCGACGCGAAUCAUUGACACGGUUGAAUUCGAACCGUGAUUGACGCCGCACAUUCAUCUCGUAAUUGCUUGCUGUUGUCUUUGACUCCUGGCUCUCCUGGGUUCUUUUGCUUUUCUUCUCCUUCUCAUCUCAGGCUACGUGUGCUUUGGAUAUGUUUUUCUACUGACGACCAAAAUGACCGACUAUUCAUCGACAACGGGGGGACCAAGGUCCCCUCUUUUCGGCACAGCAACAUUUUCAACCUUAUCAGCAACUCAAACGCCAUUGUCGCCGUCAAGACUGUCAACGUCUUCGGCGCGUUCACUUACACCUACGCCAACUGCUUCCUAUGACAGUGAUGACGCUUCAAGCAACGGUCAAAUGAGACGAAUUAUCGUCUCUCGUUCGCCAUCCUCAAGAGAUUCCUAUUCUGAUACAUACACAGAGGAUGACUCCGACAUUGCAGCAAGCUUCGCGCAGCUCGACGCUGAAGUCGAUUCAGCACUCCAGUCUUGGACUGCACACAGUCCAUCAUCACAAACAUUUGCCGAGGAACUCGAAUCUCCCGCGCAGAUAUCUGGAGACUACUAUUCUCCAGCUACGGCAUUUCUCGAACGAGGAAGAAUACUAAGCACUAUCUCCGAACAUACGGAGAAUAUCUCAUCUCGACCAACUUCGUUCGCACAAUCUGGUGGUGCGCCCGGCAGUAGACCCAUUACUCAAAUUUCUACCAGCUCUGGCGAUGCGAACCGCGGUUCAGCUCAUGGAGAUCUCGGACCUUCGACUUCUGCUCACGUGCGAUCUGCUACGGAGCCUGCUCAGCUACAAUCCCAACGAGCUCAUACUCCAGGUCCUAAACCUCCCGCCGGCCCCAGAGUUGGGGAAAAGGUUGCGUUCUUUGAACAGAGAUCGGGAGCAACCUCUCCCUUCAUCCGAAGUCAUAGUCGCACCGCCUCCGCUCCCUCCGGUCCUCGUCCACAGAGUUCUCUCGGGACCACGACUCAAAGCCAGUCGAUGCCUACGAUAAGUACCUUCACAUCGACAGGUUAUGGUGCGUCCACAGGAUACAUGACAUCCACAGGGUAUGGAAGCGGUACAGGGUAUUCGACGUCUCGCCCUUCUUCACCCACUAAGAACUCUAGCUGGGAAACCAGUGCACUCUCUCCAAAACCUCAAUCAUCAUCAACUAGUUCAGAAGAUUCCCGGGUCACACCGACCUCGCACACCUACUCACGUAGCUUGGGUGGUACAAGCUCUUACACGGGGACAGAUACCUAUACACCAUCGGGAACGUACACUCGAACGUAUACCGGAAGUGUCACUAAUACGGAUACCCUGACGCAUACCUACGGGGCAAGCUCUGAAACUAUUACCCAAACUGCUUCGUCUCUGCGCAGACCCCAAACAUCACCUCGAUCACCCCUCACAGCCGUCCGUAGCAUUAUGCAGAGAUGGAGGGAUCAGACGCCUAACCUUGCCAAAUCGACUCGUUCUACAACUACACCUUCGCCUGAAGGCCCUGGUCUUCGGCGUGGUCCACGACGGCCUCGAGACCGCGUUAUCGACUCCGCACGCAGGGUGAGCGCAUCCACCACUUCAGAUGACGACUCUCGAUCUCUUCGCGGCGGAAGUGAUGUUAGUGCCUCUGGUGUGCUACCACCUCCAUUUGACCUUGCAGCAUUGGGCCAGUAUGCUGGUACGACCUCAGAACCUUCACGAAUCGGAAAUCUCUGGUAUCUCAAUGUACACGCGUCGCCACCAUAUAGGUGGCAACGAUGUCAAGCUCUGCUGUACCCCAGAAUGCUGUUACUCACUUGGAUUGCUCCAGGAGGAGGGAGAGGUGUUGUUACUCUAGAUUUACUCAAUUGUACGGAAGUCGGCUCCACACGCUCACCGUCGGAUCCUCGCACUGUGGAUGAUGUUGGCACUCAAGCAGCUAAGGAGCAAAACUACGCGGAUGUCGAUUUGAUGACACUGUUAUUACCGUUCCACUUACUUUACAGCGAUGGUGUUGAGCGAUUGGCCGCUGAGUCUCCUGGCGAACGUGCGAGAUGGGUGGAAGCUAUAUGGGAGAUCCUCAAUCGUUCUGUCAGUAUUCCCGACCGCUCUGCUACACAAUCACCCACAGGGUCUAUCCGAACGAUUCGCACCAUUGACAGUGGGACGAGUUCCCGUUCUGGCUCAGGCUCUGGUUCCACAUCUGUGCAAUUCUUCCGACUCAGUGCCAUUCCGGAUAUGUCGGAUUUACAUUCACUAUCUGGUUCAAGUACUUUGUCCCGUCGACCUUCGCUCAUUUCGACCCAGAACACUCGUACUUUGGAUGAUAGCGCACUAUCUGGGUCUUCUUACCUGUUACCCAGUGGUGCUGGCGUGAUUGGUCCGGCUCGAACUCGUUCAUUGCGACGCACGAGCUCCUUGACGGAUCUAGGCGAAGAUAUCGAGUCCGCCGCAAGACAAGCGCGAGAGUCGAGAGGUGGAUUAGGCUUUGGCCUUGGUCUCGUUGGUCUGCCCCUCGGUGAUGGUGCACCUGUUACAGUAUCUAGUGGACCGCGCCUGCAUGGAGAUGUUCGUCUGACUCCUCCACCUAGAAGCAGGGCCAGCUCCAGGACUCGAGGGUCAUCGGAGACCUCGACGUCUCUCACCGAUGAUGCAUUUUUCUCUGCUGGCUCUGGUAGUGGUACUACAAGAACGCCAACCUCGAGCUACUACUCCUCUUCCUCAUUUACUCGUGGACUACUGAGUACCGCUGAUUACACCACGUCCAGGAGUGGAACUGGCUUGGCGACUGACGAAACAAUAGUCGAUAUCACGUCUGGCACGGGUACCAAUAUCGUCACUUCAACUCUAUCGUAUAGAGGAACUGCCUCCAAUUCGCUCCUAGGCGAUUCACACACAGGUUCCAGCCCAUAUAGUUCGAUCACACCGACUUCCUCUCGUACGUCUCUCACCCGAUCCGGCGGUGUUCGAAGGCGAACUCGUGGGUCGUUCACUACGUCGUACCUCAGUGGGUCUGAGGAGACAUCCGACAAGGAGAAUUCGGACUCGUAUGCAUACUCUGGUACACGAUCUUACACGGACAGCAGGUAUCCCUCCGAGCUCAGCACUCUGGAAGGGUACAGUUACAGCGCCAGUCGGAGCGCGACCCCUACGCCUACUGACCUUUCUUCGUCGCGGACAACCAGUCAUACCGAGGAAAGUGUUCCGGAGAGCAUGCCUGAGGAGCAACCGAUGUCUUCAACCAGCUCAGAAUAUGUUACUGCGAAGAGUCCCUCCGGUUCACUCGCGUCCUUGCCGACGAUUCCGUCUUUGUCUGACUACGAGACGGCUGAGGUUUGCUCAACGGAAUAUGAGACAGCCGAGAUAUGCCCAACUACUCCUUCAGUCACCGAAUUCAAGACCGCAGAGGUCUGCCCGACAGAGCCUGGGUCUGAAUAUGUCACAGCGGAGGUUUGUCCAACUGAAGCAUCAACUGAGUACGAAACAGCAGAGUGCAGAUGUCAGAAGAUUCCUGCCAGUCCUGAACCAAUUGACCGGGAAGUGGACGUCGUGAGCAUACACCCAUCAGAGAUACCCACCAUUCGUUCCAGGACGCCUAGCAUCGUCGAAGAGUCAGUAUCAUUGUCUCCUGCUAUGAUCCCGCUGCCUGUGUCGUCGCCUCCUACGUCCUACAGCUCCAGUGAGGUAUCCGAUAUCGAACUCUCAUCGGAGGAACCGGUUCCAUCUCCUUCACCAGAGCCGACCCCAUCCGUCUCUCUUACUUCACCUUCAGAAACGGAAACCAUCCCAGGACCCUCCCCAAUUCCCUCACCUCUGCCAGAGCUUUCACUUACCCCCUUGGAAUCGAUCUCUACCCCGACAGAGUCUUCGGUAACUCCGCCGUCCAGCGAUGUCAGUCUGACGGUACCUACGUCGAUUAGACAAUCGACUCCUUCUAGCCCAUCAUUGCUGGGAUCGACAUGGGGUAAUGAAACUGAUGAGUCCUACGAGUCCUCACUUCUCCAGGCUUCACCUUCAAUUCAGUCAAUAACCUUCCCUGACCCGCCGGAUGUAUCUUUUGAAACAUCUGGUCUGAGGCCGAGCCCUUCAGUAGAGAGUGAAAGCGAACCAGAAUUGACACUGAUGACUCCAGCUUCUGAAGUGAGCACACCUUCAGAGAGCAUUCCGACUUCUCCGACUUCUCCAUCUUCUGAAUCUGUCACGCCAACACCAUCCACUCUGUCUCUCCCUCCAAGUGUUCCAUCGCCGACGCCAGUAUCUUCCGAGAAGAGCCAGGUGACGCUGACGAGAACGCCAUCUUCAAUAUCUACGGUGUCCUCGGUGUCAAUGAGUUCGUCUGUGUUCUAUCCACGAUCACUUUUUGAGAUGCCUUUGGAUGAUAUCUCGACCGAGCCUUCGCUACUUUCUACGGCGGCUUCCCCAUCCUCAGUAGCUUUGCCAAUUCCACCGUUUUCUCCUCGUGACAUUGCCCUUCCGCCGUCUCCAGCCCCUUCUACUCCUUCGGUGUCCAUGUCAGUCAGUAUCACUACACCCCGUGGAGAUAUCCCAUCUAUUCGGACUAGCUUGGAAACCAUACCCUCUGAAGCGUCGGCACCAAUUCUACCUACGGGUCCUAGUCAUAUUUUGACUCACGAUGUCAACGUUCUUCUCCAGCACCUGCACGAACUAGAAGAGACCAGAGGUCCACAGAUUAGGGAGAUAGUCGAGAAUGUACGCGUAAUUCGUGAGAAUGUCGCAGAGCUCGUGGAGGAUAAACGUACGAGAGGCGUUCAGGAAGAGGAUGUACCUCCUCCAGUACCACUCAAAGAUAGCGCUGUUGGGGGCAGCAGCGAACUCUCGUCUCUAAAGUCAUUUGGCCCUAGAGCACUCGCUCCUAGUCCUCGCCCUCCGAUGCAGCCUCGUCUUGUGCCUAUUCCCGUAACACCCCCUCCGAUGAGAAGUCGGAUGUCAUCGCCCGAUACGCUCACCGAGACCAUGUCGUUUUUGUCAUCCCACCACUCAGAUGAUUUCAGUCUGUUAGAAUCUGAAUCGUACCCUGGACAAGCUGCUUCACCGCCUUGGUCUUCACCGAGUUCGUCACCCUCAUCGUCCCCAACUUCGUCUUCUGUCUCGAUUCCUCCUCUUCCCGAGUCCGAAUCCAUUUCGUCAAUUAGUCCCGAAUCUGCGCUAAGUUACGAGGAUAUUCGCAAUAUUCCGCCGCCACAUUCGCCUACCCCAUCGUCCUCAUCGAGCGCUACCGCAAGACCUAUUCCCCCUCCGGACAUCUCGCGCUUGCGCGAGUCGCUUCAAGGGGUUCAACAACAGGUGGCCGCAUUAUGGGAGGGUCAAGGUUCCACGAAUCGCAUGCUCGAUGAUUUGUUGCAAAGGCCCAGUGGACCAAGUGGACCAGAUCCCGAGACUCAAGACAGACUGCACAGAAUUGAAGACAUAGUUCACCGGAUUCUUGAGCAGCUUUCCGUGCCACGUCCUGAACCUCCAAGAGCUGCACCUCCACCAGCACCACGAGAUGACGUCUCGGAGGCUUACACCUCCUCAGGUACUGAUGUAUCGUCAUUCAUCGAUAGACUUCGCGAAGCAGUGAGGACGGGUGCUGGUGAUGAGCCUCCGCAGAUUCAUAUGCCACGGCCGAUGCAUGCAGGUCCAUCGUUCAACGAAAUGUUAGCUCAGACGUUGGCCACAGAGCCGCCACCUCCGCCUGCACCCGUGGAACUUCCGCCGCCUCUAGUGACGUUACAGUAUCGCCCGGGUGCACGAGCAACACGUCCUCGUAGCGCAAGCCCCACUUUCGAGACAACAUUACCGGAUCGUGCUCGAACGGUGCCAAUUACUCGACCUGUGAUCUUCCGAGAGGAUCGUGCACGCCCGCAACGGCGUCGGCCACCAGCUCGUCGCCCUGCUCCACCUCCAUCUGAGACGGAGUCAAUGGGUUACAUUCCGCCCGUUGUCCCUACCACACCAGCAGCACGGACUCGAACACCCGGACCACUCGAUAAUGGCGAUGACAUUGACAUGGAGCGGGAAAUUAGGGCUCGGCGACAGCAGCGCCGGCCAGACCAACCCGAUGGUGUGUAUCGACCAGGUGGUGCGACCCCUCCUGCUCAACCUGUUAGACCUCCUACUGCCCCUGCUGAUCUUGGAGGUGAAGAUGAUCAACGGAGAGGUCCUCAAGCAUGGUAUACUCCUCGGCGCGAGGAUCAACCUACAACUAUGGGCGAUAUGCCAGGUAGUCAGCCUGGUCAAACCGCGGUUCCUCCUCCAGGUACUUUCACCGUUCUUCCUACAGCAGGCCCCAGUCAACCUCCUCCCGUACCACCUCAAGCACAACCAGCACAGCCAGCGCCUACAAUAUUGCAACUUCCACCGACGUUCGAUGACAUUGUUGCGCUUUUGCGGGAAAACCGCUUUGCCCAUGUUGCAACGAUUGAUCAACAACGGGAAAUUAUGCGAUACCUCAGAAGCCUCAAUGAGUGGUUGGAACGUGAUGUGCAUGAUCGUCAGUCUGAGAUACGGGGUGUCAAUGCGCGGUUGGACAACCUGACCGACCACUUCAACGAUAUGAUGGGUGGGCGUCCGCCAGCUGCUACUCCAGGGACGGCGCCUGCAACUGUAGUAGUGCCACCAGGACAAGUACCUCCACCUCCAGUUAUUCUCCAACAAGGACAACAACUUCCUCCUGGCUUCCAGCCUACUCCUGGUCCUGGAGUCCGUCCGCCAGGAACGCCCUUCCGUACCGAACGCACUCCAACGCCGGAUUUCCCGCCUGUCUUCCCUGGCAGAAGAAGUUCCUCUGAUAUCGUUAUCCCUCCUCCGCCAGGAGAAAUGCCCAUUCCUGUGAUACCUGAGAUGCCAGCUGUCUAUCCGCCUCAGCCGCAGCAGCGUCCACCUCCUCAAGUAUACCGGGAGCCAUCACCAGUCAUACCUCCCACUCCCUCGAGUUCCAGCUCAAGCUCAGGAAUGUACACGGAUCAAGGAAGAGAACAUGUCACCGGAGAACAUAUCAUGGUCAUUCCUCCUCCUCAGGGCGGUCCUGGUGACACGGUCGCUGUCAUUCCGCCGCCGCAGCCAACUGUUGUGCGGAUGUCACCGUCAGGUGGAAGGUCGCGUUCUGGCAGUCCAUUGAGUGGUCGUAGCUAUCAUAGUCGUCGAGAUUAUUCACCUCGAAGCUCGCGAUCUGGAUCACCCCAUAUCAUUCAUCUUCCUCCUUCGCAGGUGCAAGCAGAUGCAGGUGGCGCAGUCCCAAUUCCAGCACCAGGUACUCCUCAGCCUCCUCAACAGCCUACAGUCAUUGUCACUGGGCAACCUGGUGCACCAGUUGCUCCAGCGGCACCAGGCGCAGUACCUCAUCCUGCUAUCAUAGUUCAGCCUCCACCACAGAGUUUCUCCUCUCACGGCGUUCCCUCCCAUAGUGUCCCAGUUUCGGACGUUAGUCGUUCACCACAGCCGACACCGGUGGUUAUCCGAGAAAGUGACCAUCCUGCUACGACAGUCAUUCACCAUACACACUCACGUUCUCCUUCCCCUGGUCGUGGUGAUUACCAUGACCGUUCUCGUCGUCCAUCACAACGUUCUCAUCGAGAUCAUUCUCGUCGUUCGUCGAGAUCCUCACCGCCGCGGCAUGAUAUUAGGAUACGCACAAGCCGGUCAAGGUCUCGCUCACCCUCAUCUCGCUCUAGCAGGCGUACGCCUCCUCCCAUUGUGAUACCGGGUCAACAACCAGGUUAUCCUGGCCAACCAAUAACGGUUGCACCUCCAAUGAUGGGACAACCGGGAAUGAUGCCUGCACCUAUGAUGGGUCCACCGCCCACUUUCCUACCUACGAUCCCUCCACAGGUCGUGACAAUUCCAAGAUCACGUUCGCGUUCGCGUUCUUCCGGACGGAGGACGCCUUUCAUUGUACAAGGUGCACCACAUCCGUCUCAAAUGUAUGAAGGCAGGCCUAGCCGCCGUUCAAGAUCUCCCAGAAGCCGGUCGCGUUCUCGGUCUCCUACUCGUGUGGUUGAAAUUGGUCGUUCAGAAGGACGGUCCAGACAUACUCAUUCGCCUACCCGCCUGCCUACCGUGCCACCAGCCACAGUUAUUGUCCCGACGAGUCGCACACAUGACAGAGGAAGGUCUAGGACGAGGUCAAGAUCAAGGUCAAGGUCGCCUUCGAGGCGUGAUUACGACAGAGGUCACAGGCGCCGUGGCCGCCGUCACCGUUCUCGCAGUUAUUCACCCUCACGCUCGUAUUCGGGUGAGCGUGAUCCACGGGAUAGACGUCGCCGCCGUGAGAGACGUCCAAGUUACUCUGAUCGAUCGUACAGUCCUAGUCGCCAUGUCCGUCAACCUUCUCGUCGAUACAGCCCAUCACCGCGCCGUCGAUCACAAUCGUUGGAAUACGAGCCAAGCAGGCGCACACACCGAUCACACCGAUCCGGUAGUGGUGUCCAACCCACCGUCGUAGUCCAUCGAAGCCCGUCGCGUUCUCCAGUACUGAUCGCCGGUCCAUCUACUCGUCGUACCCGAUCUUCACGCCGCCCACGUUCUGCCGUCAGUGUGCGUGAACAUGAUGGUGCUCGAUCUCCUCAGGUCAUCCACGUCCAAGGCCACCCUUCGCGAUCCCCAACACUCAUUGAGGAGGUCCAACGUUCGCCAACUCACAUUACUCGCAUCCCCACAGGCCGGUCAGGGAGAACAGUAGUCACACGCCAUUCCCCCUCCCCCGAGUCUGAGUCCCCAUCUCCACGCAUACAUCCCGCCCGUACCCACCGGACUGGUUCACCUUUGUACUCCGACCAUGAUGCUGGUGGUUCACGUUCGCCUCCUCCAGUGGUCGUUCGUUCUCCUUCGCGCCGCUCUCCUGUCCGACGACAGGGCUCAACUCGUGUCCCGACUAUCAUUCCCAUCGAGCGGACUCAUGUCCCGUCAGAGGGGAUGUCCAUCAGUCCUUCUCGUGGAAGACGACCCAGCCAAGUCACCGAGCACCAUUACGAGGAGGAACUAACCCCCGGACAUGCUACCACUCAUGUGUCUGAGCCUCAAAGCAGAGUGUCCUCUCUGGAACGGGCUUUUAGUCAAUCAGAUGCCCCAGGUGUCAUUCCUGCCCGACCUUCUCGGACCCGCCCUCCGACUUCACCUCGUACCUCACUCCGGCAGCAAUUGCAUGAGGCCCCACCAGACGCACCCACCAUUCCCUACAUGCCUACACAUGUUGAGGAAGAGGAGAUCAUUCCCGUCCCGGAACCUGUACCUCAUGUCGAGACUACAGUACUUCCUCACGCCGUUCCGCCAACUCCUGCGCCAGCUGAUACCUAUCCAAUUCCACCUCCACAGGGACCUUCACCUGGUGAAAUGCGUGAAUUGCGUGAAUUGCCCGUCACCGCAGUUCCUCAUGCACCUACCAGAUUCGACGACCUGGCUCUUGCUGAUGCCGAACGUGAGCGUACUGAGCGAUUCGAUGAUAUGGAGAAACAGUUGGUUGAAGUCGUGCAGCAUGCUGAGGAAGGCGAACAACGACGGGAAGAUACCUUCCAGCACAACGAAGAUGAGCGAGAGCGUCUUUUCCUCGAGCAGGAAGCUCGUAGACACGCCGAAGCUAAGCAGCGGGGAGAAGAACUCGUUCGCACUUUGGAGGAUCGUCUCGCAACUUUACCUGUUCCGAUUCCAGUGUCUGCACCUCACGUCGAUGUUGGUGAAGAAGCUGGGAGAACCCCCUCUGUACAUGUUGCAGAAAUACCACCGUCUGAACGUUCUCCUGCUCCAUCUCGCGCGUCGUCACUCCGGACGGCUUCCCUUCAUGAUGUCGAUGCCGAGAGACGCACUCUUGUAGAAGCAACUUCCCGGUACAGUCAAGAACUCCGGGAUACUAUUGCUGCCGAGCGUGAAGAGGCCACGCGACAGCUCGAAGCUGAACGUGCCGAGCGUGAGCGCCGAGACGCUGAAUUGGCAGUGGAACGACAACGGAUUGAAGAAGAGCAUCAAGCACACAUUCGUCUCCUCGAGGAACAGAUUGCUGCUAUGCAAACUGAGAAGGAGGAGCGGCAGGCUCGCGAGUUGGAAGAAGCCCAAAGGCAUGAAAACGAACGUGCUGAAGAUAUCGAACGAUCUGAGAACCAAGCUCAGCAAUUGGCGGAAAUUUCAAACAUUGUGUCCGAGCAACGCGAUGAGUGUAUUCAAAAACGCGAGCUUCAAGACGAACGAUGGAUACAGAAGCAGAACCGGCGUCAGGAAAAAGAUGCCAUGUGGAUGAACAUGCGGGACAUGAUCACACAGUUGCUUCAAGAGAAAGAGGAAUGCAAAGCUCGAGAAGAUGAAAGGAUGCAGAUGCUUAUCGGCGCAAUGCGAGAGAUGCAAAAUCAGACCAUGGGGGCAUUGGCGACUCUCAAGGGUGAAAUCUCUGAUUCUAUGCGCGCGAUGGCGGAUGAAUGCCGCGAGAAACUGGAUCAGCAGACACAAAUCAUCUUAGACGCAUCAGAGGCCAGUGCGCAGAAGCAGGUCCCUUUCAACGUCCAAGGCUACUUAGAUGACUUCAGCAAGUCGCUAGCGAGCGAAGUUCGUCUAUUGAUUGGAGAGGUUGGCAAGCUGCACGAGAGGAAGAGAACAUUGAAUUAUCAAAUCGGUACUUUCAUGUGCCUGCAGGCCCAGAUUGGUCCUGGUGGCAUAUUGGACCCAGACUGGGUUCCUGAGAACUACGUGCAACCUGAGCCUCCAGCUGCAGAGCCGGUGCCAGAACCAGAACCCAUGGCUCCUGCACCUAGUGCUUGGCGAUAUAUUCCUGGUCGAAAUAGGUUGCGCAGAGUCCGCACAGCGUCUCGUCCUCAUCAGGCUCCGCCAUCUGCGCCAGGUCAACCUCAAGUACCCUACCCUGGUGCUCAACCUCGUCCUGGUGCAUCGUGGCAGUCAGAAAUGUGGCGACCAACACAUUUGGAGCAGAUCACUCCACCUCAGGUCACACCAACGCUCUUGACCCCUCAGCAACCGAGCCCCGGAUUGUUUGGACCACGAACCCCUUCUGGAUCUAUCCAUCAGAGUUAAUUUGAUUUUUUAUCUUGCUUCUGCAUUCUUUCCAAUACCAUUUUUUUGCUUCACGAUUCGGGAUGGGAUUUAGAAUAAUGACCUUCACUGUAUUGCUACCAUCUUCUUCACGUUACUAAUGUCUGCUAUGUUCAUGUUCACGGACUCUUUCAUGCUCACGUAUUUUCAUGCUCACGAUCAAGGCAACUUUACAUGUGUUCAUUCAUUUAGUGAAUCGACAAUGGAUGAUUUCGUUUACUUUGAUACAUUCGAAAGAGAAGGCGACUACAAACUGGCAAGC
Molecule: messenger RNA, 11313 nt
Organism: Somion occarium
Lineage: Eukaryota; Fungi; Basidiomycota; Agaricomycetes; Polyporales; Cerrenaceae
Source: the annotation of a GenBank genome assembly